CGCAAGGCGGCUCCGCCCCUGUCCUGCAGCCGGGCGCCUCGGGCCGCACGUCCGGCUUGCCGCUACCGCCGCCAUGGCCAAGCCCCUGACCGACCAGGAGAAGCGGCGGCAGAUCAGCAUUCGCGGUAUCGUGGGCGUGGAGAACGUGGCCGAGCUGAAGAAGGGCUUCAACCGGCACCUGCACUUCACGCUGGUCAAGGACCGCAAUGUGGCCACCCCCCGCGACUACUUCUUCGCGCUGGCGCACACGGUGCGCGACCACCUGGUGGGGCGCUGGAUCCGCACGCAGCAGUACUACUACGAGAAGUGCCCCAAGAGGGUUUAUUACCUCUCUUUGGAAUUUUACAUGGGCCGAACCUUACAGAACACCAUGAUCAACCUGGGCCUGCAGAAUGCCUGUGAUGAGGCCAUUUACCAGCUUGGACUGGAUAUGGAGGAGCUGGAAGAAAUUGAAGAAGAUGCUGGGCUUGGCAAUGGUGGUCUUGGGAGGCUUGCUGCCUGCUUCUUGGAUUCCAUGGCAACUCUGGGACUGGCAGCCUAUGGCUAUGGCAUCCGAUAUGAAUACGGAAUCUUCAAUCAGAAGAUUCGCGAUGGAUGGCAGAUAGAAGAGGCAGAUGAUUGGCUCAGGCAUGGAAACCCCUGGGAGAAGGCCCGCCCAGAGUUCAUGCUGCCUGUGCACUUCUACGGAAGAGUAGAGCACACCGAGGCCGGGGCCAAGUGGGUCGACACGCAGGUGGUCCUGGCUCUGCCAUAUGACACCCCGGUGCCUGGGUAUCUAAACAACACCGUCAACACCAUGCGCCUCUGGUCAGCCCGAGCGCCCAACGACUUUAACCUCAGAGACUUUAACGUUGGAGACUACAUUCAGGCGGUGCUGGACCGGAAUCUGGCCGAGAACAUCUCCCGGGUCCUCUACCCCAAUGAUAACUUUUUUGAAGGGAAGGAACUAAGAUUGAAGCAGGAGUACUUUGUGGUGGCUGCUACCUUGCAAGAUGUCAUCCGACGUUUCAAAGCCUCUAAGUUUAGCUCCAGUGAUGGUGCCGGAACUUCAUUUGAUGCCUUCCCAGAUCAGGUCGCCAUCCAGCUGAACGACACUCACCCCUCACUCGCCAUCCCAGAACUGAUGAGGAUUUUUGUGGAUAUUGAAAAAUUGCCCUGGUCCAAGGCAUGGGAGAUCACCCAGAAGACCUUCGCCUACACCAACCACACUGUGCUCCCUGAAGCCCUGGAGCGCUGGCCUGUAGAGCUGGUGGAGAAUUUGCUUCCUCGACAUUUGCAAAUCAUUUAUGAGAUAAAUCAGAAGCAUUUAGAUAAAAUUGCUGCCUUGUUUCCUAAUGAUGUCGACCGUCUGAGAAGGAUGUCUCUGAUAGAAGAGGAAGGAGGCAAAAGGAUCAACAUGGCCCAUCUCUGCAUUGUGGGCUCCCACGCUGUGAACGGCGUGGCUAAAAUUCACUCAGACAUCGUGAAGACCCAAGUAUUCAAGGACUUCAGUGAGCUAGAACCAGACAAGUUUCAGAACAAAACCAACGGGAUCACUCCAAGGCGCUGGCUCUUACUCUGCAACCCAGGGCUGGCGGAGUUAAUAGCAGAGAGAAUUGGGGAGGACUACGUGAAAGACUUGAGCCAGCUGACGAAGCUACACAGCUUCCUGGGUGAUGAUGUCUUCCUCCGGGAAAUUUCCAAUGUGAAGCAGGAGAACAAGCUGAAGUUUUCUCAGUUCCUGGAGAAGGAGUACAGAGUGAAGAUCAACCCGUCCUCCAUGUUUGAUGUGCAGGUGAAGAGGAUCCACGAGUACAAGCGGCAGCUCCUCAACUGCCUGCAUGUGAUCACCAUGUACAACCGCAUUAAAAAAGACCCCAAGAAGUUAUUCGUGCCCAGAACAGUGAUCAUCGGUGGCAAAGCUGCCCCAGGAUAUCACAUGGCCAAACUGAUCAUAAAGCUGAUCACUUCAGUGGCGGAUGUGGUGAACAAUGACCCCAUGGUUGGAAGCAAGUUGAAACUCAUCUUCCUGGAGAACUACAGAGUGUCUCUUGCUGAGAAAGUCAUUCCAGCCACAGAUCUGUCGGAGCAGAUUUCCACCGCAGGCACGGAAGCCUCGGGGACAGGCAAUAUGAAGUUCAUGCUGAAUGGGGCCCUGACCAUCGGGACCAUGGAUGGGGCCAACGUGGAAAUGGCCGAGGAAGCCGGGGAGGAGAACCUGUUCAUCUUUGGCAUGAGAGUAGAGGACGUGGCUGCUUUGGACAAGAAAGGGUACGAGGCAAAAAAAUAUUAUGAGGCACUUCCAGAGCUGAAGCUGGCCAUCGAUCAAAUUGACAAAGGCUUCUUUUCUCCCAAGCAGCCCGACCUCUUCAAAGACUUAAUCAACAUGCUGUUUUAUCAUGACAGGUUUAAAGUCUUUGCCGACUAUGAAGCCUAUGUCAAGUGUCAAGAAAAAGUCAGUCAGUUGUACAUGAAUCCAAAGGCUUGGAAUACCACGGUACUCAAAAACAUAGCCGCCUCAGGGAAGUUCUCCAGUGACCGAACAAUUAAGGAAUACGCUCGGGACAUCUGGAACAUGGAGCCUUCCGAUAUAAAGAUUUCCCUGUCCAGUCAACCUAGCAAUGGGGUGAACAAAGCCAAUGGAAAGCACUGUUUUGUCAUCCUCACCAUGUAGGAUGAGAAGGGGAGAAGACAGGAAUUUAACACUAGGAACAAGUAGAAGAAAAGCAUUCAGUUCCAGGAUUGUACAUUGGGAUUUCUCCUCUUCUAAGUUAAAGCUUUAGCAAAACAUGAGGUUUGCCCAAAAUACAAGAACGCCCUUUCUUUCCCUCCCGGGAAUAACAACUUCACAUAUAAUAAGCUUCAUACAGUAACUUCUUUUUCCUUCAGGCAAGAUUCUUCUGUUUACUCACACAGUUCAAUUAGUUAUUUAAUUUAUUCCUACAUGGUCUUUGAAAAUAGAGAACAAAAACACUGAAACACUGAAUUUGUACAGAAUUAAAAGAACCUCAUUUUUUUCCGUAAGAUAUUCUACCUUAUUUCUUAAUAUCUAGAAUGUUUUAAUUAAAAGACUAUAACAGAAAAAGAAAAUAACUCAAAACCCAAAAAUAAGAACUACCACAGGACAAAGAACUCUUUAUAGCAAUUUAUUUAUGUUUCCCCAUAAAUACAUGGCAUGGACAUGUGAUUAACAAGUUCGAUUAGCUUCCUGGUCAACCUCCUGUUUGUAAUUUAAAAAGGAUAUGACAUGAAUGAUGACUUGUUUCUCACUCUAAUAAAUAGUACUUCCCUCUCCCCGCCCAAAUUCUGAUCCCACCCACCCUGCCACAGUGACUCACUGUUACUCUUGAGAAUGUUAGAUCCCUCAAGUGUGUUGAAAUAGAAGAAAGGACUGAUAACGACUGCCUAUGUGUAGGCACUCCUAGGUUCUCCAACUGUUUUGGUUACACAGGGAAUGAGGCCUACAAUUCCUCCAAGGAAUGUUAGGCUAGACCCUCCAGGACCUUUCAAAGGUCCUGUUAUGUCCUAAACAACUCCCUUUAUAACAUCAGAGGAAGUACUGAAUUAGACAGAAGGAUAAUAUCAAAUACUAAAAAUUUGUAGAUACCUUAUCCCUAAUCCUAGUGCCCAUCUAAGAAUUUCCAUCUACUCAUUCAGACUUUUUGUCUACCCAUUCAAUCAGCUACAUGAUAGUUACCCCUAGAAUCCUGUAGGUAAUAGUAAUAAUGGACAUCUUUAUAUCAUUAAACUUACUUUUCAUCAUUGGGGAAGACUAUUUUGUCUUUCCUCAGGGCAUCCAUAAUUGUGCGUAAAAAUCCUGGAAGGUUCCGGUAAAUCUAUUUUUUUAAAAGGAAAAAAAUUAAAACAUGGCACAUAGCUAAGUCAUUUGCUAUAGUUUCUCACUAUGAACUGUAGCAAUAUCGAGAGUAGUGACUUUCUAAAUAUAAUAAACUUUUUUUUGAAAACAAAACUUAAUGAUUUUUAAAGUAAUUCAUGUCAUUGUAGGGAAUUUAGAAAAAACAAAAAGGAAGAAAGAAGAAACAAAUCACACAUAAUCCCACCAUCCAUACAUAAUCGCUUUUAACAUUUUGUUUUUACUUAUCUUUUUUCAGAAUAAAUAGCACCACUACCUUAUUUCUUCAUACUUGUAAAGGAGAAGUGAUAUGCAUAAUCUAAAAAUCGCUUCUGUGGUGAACUACAGAGUAGUUAAGUGGUUUAGUUGAGGAACGGAAUAUUCUGAUUAGUUGGAAAUCCUGGUAAUGUAUACAAUACAGAGAUAAUUGGUUUUAAAGGAUUUGAACAUUAUAAACUCUGUUGAAUAUGCUUUAAUGCUGCAAUGUUUUUAAAAGGCAUUUUAGGUUUUAACAAUGACCACAGGACUCCAAAUAUAACAUUUCCUCUUUAAUGGCAAAUUCCAGUAAAUAAAAUGCUAGCUAAAUAUCA
Molecule: messenger RNA, 4422 nt
Organism: Camelus dromedarius (Arabian camel)
Lineage: Eukaryota; Metazoa; Chordata; Mammalia; Artiodactyla; Camelidae
Gene: PYGL
Product: glycogen phosphorylase L
Exons: 21
Coding region: 74-2653 (859 amino acids)
Biological process (GO): glycogen catabolic process
Cellular component (GO): cytoplasm
Molecular function (GO): pyridoxal phosphate binding; glycogen phosphorylase activity
Source: RefSeq, a predicted model, not a curated record